AUGGCUACAGCUACGUAUCCACCACCUCCUCCGUAUUACAGACUCUACAAAGACUACUCAGAAAACCCUAAUUCUGCUCCUGAACCUCCGCCUCCAAUCGAAGGAACCUACGUUUGUUUCGGUGGCAAUUACACAACUGAAGAUGUUCUUCCUAGCUUAGAAGAACAAGGAGUUCCUCAACUUUAUCCCAAAGAUUCAAAUGUUGAUUACAAGAAAGAGCUUCGGUCUUUGAAUAGAGAGUUACAGUUACAUAUAUUGGAGCUAGCUGAUGUUCUUGUUGAAAGACCUUCUCAAUAUGCGAAAAGAAUCGGUGAAAUAUCUUCAAUCUUUAAGAAUUUGCAUCACCUUCUCAAUUCCUUGAGGCCUCACCAAGCUCGAGCAACGCUUAUUCACAUCAUGGAACUUCAAAUUCAACAGCGUAAACAAGCCGUGGAGGACAUUAAGAGGAGGAGAGAAGAAGCACAACGACUUCUUAAAGAUGCUUUUGUGACUUUAGAUGGACAAUAG
Molecule: messenger RNA, 507 nt
Organism: Arabis nemorensis
Lineage: Eukaryota; Viridiplantae; Streptophyta; Magnoliopsida; Brassicales; Brassicaceae
Source: the annotation of a GenBank genome assembly